This is a messenger RNA of Fusarium fujikuroi IMI 58289, 1737 nucleotides long. RefSeq lists its product as uncharacterized. Gene Ontology annotation, molecular function: metal ion transmembrane transporter activity. Gene Ontology annotation, cellular component: membrane. The transcript has 6 exons. NCBI's taxonomy places the organism in Eukaryota, Fungi, Ascomycota, Sordariomycetes, Hypocreales, Nectriaceae. The record is from RefSeq and is a predicted model, not a curated record. Gene Ontology annotation, biological process: metal ion transport; transmembrane transport. The coding region runs from base 1 to 1737 and encodes 578 amino acids.
AUGGCCAGUAUAAACUCAUCAGCUUACGCCUGGAACCAAGAGUUCUUCGACCGGCAGAUUCAAAAAUACCCGGCAGAAAACACACCUGCGGUAGCAACCUUUUCAAGCGUCUACGAUCUCAUUAAAAACUUUCUUUCGGUAUCUGGUGAUAUGGAGGCUUUCCUUGGGCCUAGCACAUAUCAAAUGUUGGAGCUUGAGCCUCUCUGCAAGUCAUGCACUAUGGAUGAUUUGUAUACUGGAACUGACCCUCGUGUGACUCGGCCCAUGGCUCUUCUGGAUGAUCGAUGUCGGCGAAUGCAUCAUUCAGAGCCAUCAGGUGGUCACAUGCGCCGUGACCGCGGGCCUUUGAGUUCUUCGCAGCUAUUACAAGAGCUUAGAAAGAGUCGGUAUGGAUGCAUUGGUGAGACUGAUGCUGCGAGGCGACUACUCUAUGUGGCUAAUCCAGACUGUUGGGUGAUUGCGGCGUUGGCUUCAACUGCUUCUAAUGUUCAGGCUACGUUUCUGGCCGACUUCUUUUAUAAAUACUUGGGGUCAAGAACAUCACUGGGUAUCCAUCGGCCGAUGCGAGGACCACUUAUUUUUGGUCUCGAAUUCCAUCUCCAGUUCUACGUCUGGUGUGAAGGCGGCCCACAGUUCCCCGAUCUUAGAAAGAAACGGAACGGAAAGCCUCUACGCCAGAGUCGCCAGCCCUAUUACCUCAAAUUCGGCGACGCAAAUGAGCCACAGGUUCAUAUCUAUGAGACUCAGGUCUCCUGUCUCAUCGCAGGCAUAGAUGAGGACUCAUGGGUCGCAUAUCAGUUCGUUGAUACAUACUACCAAGGGAACGCACCACUUGCGCAAGAUGAAGAGAAUGGCGUUAAACCAGAUCCCUUAACAGGGGGGCUAUUUGAUGCAAAUCUCCCUAUCUGGACUCCGAGGGAGUACUUCCUUAUUGUCUACGAGUGUCGACUAAAACAAGUCAGGCAUGCUAUGCAUAACCUGGUCGCAAGAUUGCUUCUAAGAUUGGAGCCAUAUACACAGGACGAAGGGGAUAUGGCAUCUUUUUCGAGUGGGGGAAUCGUGGAGACGAUGGCCCAGAAGAAGUUGACGCAGCGAGUCCUCAACGAAGCAAACCGAUUUCUACCACAAACAAUUCACUCUAUCUGCAAGGCGAUUGAGGUUUGGGAUAGAUUCAGCCGAAGAGAUAUUGCCUACCUCGCAGAUAUACUGAAGUCUGAUUCUAAGAAGAGCCCAAUCCCAUCAGUCAAGGUAGUCACCAUGAUAGAAGAUCACAUCGAUGCAUUGCGAGACCUCCAACGACGCGCAGAAGAACAAAGAGACUUGUGCGCAGGGCUUGCUCGAAAGCUGGAAAUGCAGAUUGUAAUGGAGGAUAAUGAAGUCACGGCCCGACAGCAAGCAGGGACGGAGAUGACAAGAUAUUGGACUGGUAUUGGUUUGGUCUUUCUACCGCUCACGGCUGUUACUGGUAUAUUCAGUAUGCAGGCGGGCAUUUUGCCGGAAUCGUUUUACAAGUGGUGGAUUUUUAUUAUUUUCUGGAUUGUGAUCACGCUUCUCGUUAUUCUCGCGGUCGAAUUCAGAUCAUUACGUUCUUCAAUCCCAAGAUUGGGCAGCGAGUGUUCUUGCAGUAGGACUUCUUCCCCCUGGUACCCCAUUACAUCAAGAUUCUCUCUGUCUUCAGCGACGGACUUUUCUGCUGAGAUUGAGCUCACCACAAGGUCCCCGGGUAGGACUGUUUAG